AUGCAAGCAUCUGAGCCAUUUACACUUGAUGAUCGGUCCAUAGCUUCUCAAAAAUCGAUAUAUCUAAGUGCUUUCCACGAAAAUUUAAAAAAUCAAAAUCAAGAACCUACAAGUACUCUAGAAAUCAUGGCAUUGGUCAUGGCUUAUUUUAAAAUUGCCCUUAAUCGUUAUGUUGAUAUCAUAGCCAUGACUAUUAUUCACGCUUUUGUUGAUAAAUUUACUAAAUAUAUUGAAGAAAAAAUGAUAGGACUUUGCACUAAUGACGAUAAAAAUUCGUUACAUGAAUUGAUUAAGGAGGAUGACUCUAUUAAACACCAUCGUGAUUAUUUAAUUAAUCUCGAGAAGAAUUUGAAAGAAAGUCUUGAUAAUCUUAUUAAAUUUGUCCCAAGUACAAAAAGUAUUGUGCAGAAUUAUGGUAUUCCAGAAACCACUCUUAGAUGUGUCAUCAAAAAUGAUGGUCCCACUCGUCCAGGUUGCAUCAAGGUUUUAACAGACUAUGAGAAGAAACAGCUUGUUAAUUAUUGUCUUAAUAUGCAAAAACUCAACUUUGGGUUAACAAGAUCUGGUUCAGCUAAAUUACCAUUUGUCAUUCUAAAAAAAUUAUAUGAUAAAGAGUGUGAUAAGUUUCAAAUUAAAAAUGAUGAUAAGCUUGUAACUAAAUACACAUUCACUGAAGUUCUAGAAUCAGUCUAUAUCGCAACCUACAUAUUUACUGCAAUAUGCAAUGUCUUUAAAACUACAGAACAAACUAAUCUUCUACAAAUUCUUGAAGAACCAACUUGCUCUUUAUCUUUAUCUCCUUCAUCUUUACCUUCUUUAUCCUCAUCUUAUUCAUCCUUGCUUUUAUUAUCCUUGUUUUCUUUGUCUUCAACUUCUUCAUCUUUGCUUUCUUUAUCCUCACCUUCAAAGUCAGCUUCAAAUCAUGCUUGCCUUAUUAAAACAAAUUCUACAAAAAAAAAAUUAAUGUCAGAGAUUGAAUUUUUGAAUAAAAAAAUUAAGUUUUUAUAA
This is a messenger RNA of Cetraspora pellucida, 1008 nucleotides long. The record is from the annotation of a GenBank genome assembly. NCBI's taxonomy places the organism in Eukaryota, Fungi, Glomeromycota, Glomeromycetes, Diversisporales, Gigasporaceae.